Molecule: messenger RNA, 1017 nt
Organism: Ipomoea triloba (trilobed morning glory)
Lineage: Eukaryota; Viridiplantae; Streptophyta; Magnoliopsida; Solanales; Convolvulaceae
Product: ras-related protein RABA6b
Exons: 2
Coding region: 113-787 (224 amino acids)
Cellular component (GO): endosome
Molecular function (GO): GTPase activity; GTP binding
Source: RefSeq, a predicted model, not a curated record
CUUUAUCUCUUCUUUUUGCAUUUUCCUUUCCACCAUAUUUUGAUCAAAGGGUAUGUAUGUAUGUGUGUAAAUAUAUAUUAUUGUAAAGGAUUGAGUUUUGUAGGGAAGUAAUAUGGCUGCAGAUUCAUUUGAUGAAGAGUGUGAUUAUCUGUUCAAGGCAGUGCUGAUUGGUGACUCAGCUGUGGGGAAAUCUAAUCUGCUCUCUAGAUUUGCUAAGGAUGAUUUCCAGUUGGAUUCUAAGCCUACCAUAGGUGUGGAGUUUGCUUACAAGAAUAUUAAGGUGGGGGAUAAGGUUGUGAAGGCUCAGAUAUGGGACACUGCUGGUCAAGAAAGAUUCAGAGCGAUCACAAGUUCAUACUACCGGGGAGCUCUGGGGGCGCUGCUAGUGUAUGACAUAACGCGCAGGGUAACAUUCGAGAACAUAAGAAAAUGGCUGGUGGAACUGAAGGAGUUUGGAAGUUCAGAAAUGGUGGUGGUUCUGGUUGGCAACAAAUCUGACCUGGGAAAUUCGAGAGAAGUUAAGACAGAAGACGGGCAGAGGGUUGCUGAGUUAGAGGGUCUGUUAUUCCUGGAAACAUCUGCAAUGGAGAAUCUGAAUGUGGAAGAGGCAUUCCUGCAGAUGAUCACAAAGAUUCAUGAAAUUAUGAGCCAGAAAAGCUUGGAUGCUAAGAUGAAUGAACCAAACACUACUCACCUGCUGCAGGGGAAAAAGGAGAUCAUUAACAUUGAUGAAAUCACUGCACCAACUAAACACCCUCCUCCUAUUCCUAAUUGCUGUCUAUACUGAACUCAACUAUCUAUCACUUGUUGAAUUUAUUCCUACACCUCAUAUGGUAGCUGCAGAUUAUUAUAUAUGUUUUUUUUUUUUGGUUAUGAAUUUUUGUUUAAUUUGUCCUCUGAUUCUGAUGCAAGGGUUGGGAUGGAAGACCCAAGCUUUGUCCUCACUAGUGUCUGUGUUUUUCUGCCAAGACCCAAAUUGAUGUAAUUCAUUCAAUAUUCAUGAACCCUUUUUCAACA